UGAGUGCUGUGCGGGCGGCCACCCCUGCGGGUGAGGCAACUGCGGGGACGGUGAUGGGCCUGCUGGGCUUGUGCCCACUUCUGUCUGGCAGGGUGGGUGUAGCACACGCCUUGGCAGUGCUUGUCCCAGUGUUCCCAGAGCCCGCCCAGCCCCACGCCUCCCCAUCAGGUCCUCAGACCGAAUCUCAGGGUCACUCUGGAUGCAUCCAUCAGAACCGGGCCCCCACUGGAGUCGCUGGGCAGGACCAGGCAUGCCUAGGGCAUCAGCGGCCCCACAGGAGGGUUGUGGUCCCCACACCACUAGUGCAGCCGCUCCUCAUGGGGGAUGUCUCUGGAGGCAGUCAGGCCUGGUGUUGCCCCCUUCCCAUGAUGUGCUCACCCAGCCCUGUGUGUGUACUGCAGGCCAUGCCUGCCCUACACGCUUCUCUGAUACCGUCUCCCUCAGACGUGCCACGGAGCAGAUGAUGGCGGCGGCCCGGCUCCUGCCGCCACCAGCGGUGCCUCAGGCCAAGGUGACCUUCGAGGACGUGGCCGUGUUUCUCUCCCAGGAUGAGUGGGACCGUCUGGGCCCUGCCCAGCGUGGCCUCUACCGACACGUGAUGAUGGAGACCUACGGGAACGUGGUCUCCGUGGGAAUUCCAGGAUCCAAGCCUGAGGUGAUCUCCCAGCUGGAGCGAGGAGAGGAGCCGUGGGUCCUGGACAAGCAGGGCAACGAGCAGCUCAGGGGCUGGGGCAUCAGCCGCUCAGGAUGUGAGCACAAGGAUCAGGACCAGGACGCAGACUCCAGCUUGAGGCCGCUCACUUCAGAGGAGAUAUCAAUGAUUCUGAGGAAAACGCCUGCCGAGUGGAGUGAUCCGGGCAGUUACGAACCUGAGCAGAAUUUCUGUCUGAGUCCCAGCCCUGCCCGCCCCCGUGAAGGCCAGGCUGUGAGGCCCAGCGCGCCGGUCGCCCAGCGCCCGGCCGUUCCUGGCGGGGAGAGGCCCUACCGGUGCGUGGAGUGCGGGAAGUGCUUUGGGCGGAGCUCCCACCUGCUGCAGCACCAGAGGACGCACACCGGGGAGAGGCCCUAUGUGUGCGGUGUGUGUGGCAAGGCCUUCAGCCAGAGCUCGGUGCUCAGCAAGCACAAGAGGAUCCACACGGGCGAGAAGCCCUACGCGUGCCACGAGUGUGGAAAGGCCUUUCGAGUGAGUUCGGAUCUCGCUCAGCAUCACAAGAUACACACAGGGGAGAAGCCACACGAGUGUCUCGAGUGCCGCAAGGCCUUCACGCAGCUCUCGCACCUCCUGCAGCACCAGCGCAUCCACACUGGCGAGCGGCCGUACGUGUGCGGUGUGUGCGGCAAGGCCUUCAACCACAGCACCGUGCUGCGCAGCCACCGGCGGGUGCACACGGGGGAGAAGCCGCACGAGUGUGCAGAGUGUGGUCGCGCCUUCAGCGUGAAGAGGACACUGCUCCAGCACCAGCGGGUGCACACCGGGGAGAAGCCCUACGCCUGCGGCGAGUGUGGCCGCGCCUUCAGUGACCGCUCUGUCCUCAUCCAGCACCACAGCGUGCACACUGGCGAGAAGCCGUACGAGUGUGGUGAGUGUGGCAAAGCCUUCCGGCACCGCUCCACCCUUCUGAACCAUGAGCGCAUCCACACGGAGGAGAAGCCCUAUGGCUGCUACGCCUGCGGCAAGGCCUUCGUGCAGCACUCCCACUUGACCCAGCACCAGCGGGUCCACACCGGGGAGAAGCCCUACGUGUGCAGCGAGUGCGGCCACGCCUUCAGCGCCCGCAGGUCGCUGGUCCAGCACCAGCGGGUCCACACCGGCGAGCGGCCCUUCCGCUGCGCACAAUGUGGCAAGGCCUUUAGCUUGAAGGCCACGCUGAUUGUGCACCUGAGGACCCACACGGGCGAGAGGCCGUACGAGUGCAGCCGCUGUGGCAAGGCCUUCAGCCAGUACUCUGUACUCGUGCAGCACCAGCGCAUCCACACGGGCGAGAGGCCGUACGAGUGUGCGGAGUGCGGCCGCGCCUUCAACCAGCACGGCCACCUCAUCCAGCACCAGAAGGUGCACAGGAAGCUGUGACUUUGCCUGCACGUGAAGCCACACUUGGGAACUCGGGCUCCCAGCCCUGGGAAGCCUCCAGUCCGGGCAAAGCCCCUGCCAGUGACACCCAGUGUCACCGAGGAACUCAUGGGCGGCGCUGAAGCGUCUCUGCAAGAACUUCAGAGGAUGCCUCAUUUGCUUCUCUCACCGUCUUGAAGUUACGUCGCAGAGUAGUCUCACAAUGGUAAUGAGUUUUGGUAAAGACAGCUACUAUUCAUUAUUAACGUUAGUUUGUUAGAAAUGAGAAACUAAGGGAAGUUUCAGCAUAAGGACCACUGUCCCAGGAAAACUUCCUCACGCUCCAAAUAAAUGUUUUUUUCUUAGAAUAUUAUAUGCCUUUCCUAAAUACAAUGGUUGUUCUGAUUAUUGCACUUAAAAUUGGGAUGUUGGAGUAUAUUUUCAGCAUUCUGUUAAACUGUAAAGUACUAUGUAGAUAAAAUGGUAUUAAAAAAUAUUGUUACCAAGUGUCAUCAUGUAAUAUGGCUGAAAAUCCUAACUGUGUGGAACUACUUGUUUUCUAUGAAAAUGCUCUAAAGAUUAAUUAGUGAGAAAUGAUAUAAAUUUAGAAAACCCUUCAUCUGGUCCUUUAAUUUUAUUUAAGAUCAGAAGUGAUGUCCUAACUUAUUAGUGAAAAUUCAACUCAAAAAUGGAUCUUCCCCCCCAAAUCUUUGCAGAUUCAUAGGGUGUCUUGGGCUUCUGGGCCCAUGUGGGCUUAGGAGGUGACUUUGUACUCAGAGCCCAGACCUCACAGCUGCUGUACCACCUGGGUGCCUCUUUUUUUACACAUUAUGAUGUUUCCCAGAAAUGUUACUAAAAAAGUCUUUGGCACACACUUCUAAAACAAAAUUCUCAAAUAGCUUUUUGUUUACUAUUUCUAAUAUUUCUAUUCCUAUGAUGAAGGGUUUUCUUCAUUUUUUACUUCUAGUUCCAAGAGAGUCUAGUAUCUGUUGUCAUAUACUGUGAUAAAUCUAGUUUAUUUAUAAGUUUUGUUUAAAAAAAAAAAAAAAGUUUUGUUUUUUGGCCAAGCAAUGCAGCAUGUGGGAUUUUAGUUCCUUGACCAAGGAUCAAGGCUGUGUCCCCUGUACUGGGAACACUGAGUCUUAACCACUGGACCACUAAAAGCCCCUGUUCAUUAUUUCUAAUAAUUUUUUUUUCCUUGAUAUUGAGACCAUUAUCACCUCAGGAAAAAUUAAGCAGUAGAGUGUUGAUCCUGAAGUCCAUAGCAGUCACUGGUGAAGAUGAAAACGUCUCUUAGAGCUAGUCACAGUGUUCAUGCUUCUUGCUGAUAUUUUUAGAAUAGGUAAAGAGUAUAAAUUGUAAGCAGUUCAUAAAAUUAUGAUAAGCUGCAGAAUAAUAAAAGGCAAACAUUACUUUUUAAAGUUUAAAAUAUAAGUUUAAAAGUUUAUAAUUAAAGGUAAAUCAAAAUAACUGAAAGGAAAUUCUAGAAAUAUUUAAAAUUAUCAUAAAGGAGCUUUUAAACAAAGUUUAGACAAUAA
Bubalus bubalis (water buffalo) is the source of this 3588-nucleotide messenger RNA. RefSeq names its product zinc finger protein 250 (gene ZNF250). NCBI's taxonomy places the organism in Eukaryota, Metazoa, Chordata, Mammalia, Artiodactyla, Bovidae. The record is from RefSeq and is a predicted model, not a curated record. The coding region runs from base 200 to 2071 and encodes 623 amino acids. The transcript is spliced from 6 exons. Gene Ontology annotation, biological process: regulation of immune system process; negative regulation of transcription by RNA polymerase II; regulation of cytokine production.